Halichondria panicea is the source of this 2485-nucleotide messenger RNA. Its product is annotated as connector enhancer of kinase suppressor of ras 2-like. Bases 129 to 2171 code for a protein of 680 amino acids. The record is from RefSeq and is a predicted model, not a curated record. Gene Ontology annotation, molecular function: protein binding. The transcript has 21 exons. Lineage: Eukaryota; Metazoa; Porifera; Demospongiae; Suberitida; Halichondriidae.
CCACAUGGUUAUCAAAAUUAAUUGUCUGGCUGACACUCAACUCAGCAGGAAAUAAAUGUUAAAUAGAGAUAGCUACUGGCUACAGUUUAGUAUAGUAGUCAACCAACAUCUAGAUAAGCCUACACACGAUGGAUCUGAAUGGAUACAAGCAAGUCUCUACCUGGGACACUGAUGAAGUAAUUGCCUGGAUAAGAGGUCUGGACCAGACCUUGGAGGAGCACACUCACCAGCUACUAGCUCACUGCAUCUGUGGCCACGACCUGCUCAAGCUCAGCCAGCAACAAUUGGAGUACCUCAAGGUGUCCCAGCUGGGUCAUCAGGAGCUGUUGCUGGAGGCAGUGGAGCAACUCUCCACACUGGAGAGUGGUCAUGCUCGGAGCUCCACCAUCUCCUUGGCUAGCAGAGUCUCCAAGAAGACCUCUCAACUCAUCAACACUCUCCAGCAUAAGAACAAUAGCGUGGACGGUGACACUACCCUCUCCAGGAUAGAGAUGACAGCGGGCGUUAUGAAUGCGGCCAAGUCCCUGGUCAGCUGGCUCGAGAGAAAUCCCUCCUCCUUCAUCUCCGACUACAAGUCCUUCAAACAUGAUAUGUUGAGGAGUACCUUAGAGCUCUCGAGUAUUCUGGAAGACAAAUUUGAGACGAACACAAUGGUGGAUGCUUGUCGUACAAUCCUGAAGCUCACAUCAUCGAUGAUGUCACCAGAGAACUUCUCAGUAGUUGAACCUGUGAACCUGGUAGCAAUCACCCUGAGCCCCAGAGAGGACACUGGACUGGGCUUCUCUAUACAGAGAACCAGACAAGGCAACCUUCUGGUCAGCAGUGUCAGUGAAGGGAGUCCGGCUGAGGAGUUGGGCCUCAGUCAGAGUGGUGUGGAGAUUGUGCAGAUCAACGCUCAGAAUGUGGUUGGCUGGGAAGUGAGCAAUGUGGUGGAAACUCUCAAGCAAAGUGGACAUGAGGUGUCCCUCAUCCUUAAGAUUCCUAAACCCGUUAAUGGCAACAAAGAAGAAAAAGACGAUCAGACCGAUGAAGGAGUUGUGGCUGAUGGUAGCAAUGGAUCAUGUGAGAUCUUAGAUCCAGCGUCCAAUCAAAUGCCAGAAUCAGACGGACUCUCUGUUGAUGAUGUCGAUAUGGAGGGCAUACACAGCCCUGACGGUUUCCAAGGCGACACGGACUUGAGCAAUCUGCAGAGUAUCUUUAGAAUGAAGAAAAACGCAUCUCUCGACCUCAAAAGAACUUCCAGUGUUCCUCUGACAGACAGGGAGAAGGCGGACACCAUCUUGGAGGCACAGGGGGAGGGUGCUCUGGAGGAGACGGACGGAGGGUCCAAUAACUUCUCACCUUUGGCUGGACUUCAGCAGAGAAUGCACACAAGAACGUCCAGUGCAGGGACACCAGCCUGUAAAGUGGACACGUCGACUCCUCAGACUUCCUACAGAACUCAGAUCAUUGGUGGGGUGGUUAUGAGGAUCCCCAUGAACGAAGCAGGUGCAAAGAAGGGGAAGCAAAAGACGGGCAGUGGACAUGGGAGGACCAAGCUUCAGCGAACAGGCAAGAAGCUGAAGAAGACCAAUACAAACAGUACAGGCAGUCUUACCUCAGACGAACUCUAUCUACCUACUGAGCCAGAUGACUCCUCGCCUGAAAAGGGUGCAGUGUUCAGUGACGCUAGAGAGGUCACUAUCGGAGGAACUACUGCCAAGCAGGUCACAGUCACGUCUAUAUCUGAAGGACAUCGUAAUGAUGAGGUUGCCGUGCCUACUCGUAAGAAGUCGGCCAACCCUGCUCUGAUGGUGCCCUGCUUUCAACUCAAGAACACAGAGCAGGAGGGAUGGAUGAACAAGCAGGGAGGGUCAGGACUCACUCCUAGGAACUGGAGGAGAAGAUGGUUUGUCCUCAAAGAGAGCAAACUCUACUACUACAAGACUUCCUUUGACAUAUCUGCUCUGGGUAUUGUGGAACUGGCUGGCUACUCGUUUGAACCGACUACAGAUAUCAAAAAGAAAUAUGCAUUCAAGGCCGUCAGACAAGGAGCACGGACCUAUUCAUUUGUUGCUGACUCAGCAGAUGAAAUGACCAGAUGGAUUGAAGUGUUGACAAGAGCUGCCAGCUCUGUCACAGAAGGCUCUUCGUUCACAUCCUCUAUAGAGGCAUCAGAUGAUGAGCUGUAGGAGACAUUCAUUCACCGUAUUUUUUACUCUCCAUAGAUCAGAGUGUGUUUGUUAUGUAUGUGUGUGUCAUGUGAUUCAUCAGUUACCCUGGCGAUUAUCAGCCAUCCAUCAAUCAUGUGUUGGACUAACUCAGUAUCAAUUCUGUUUUUUGCUCUUUAUUGCCCCUCGUAUUUUAUUCCUCAUUCUCAUCUCUUUUAUCAACAGCUGAUUUUGUAUAAUAAGCACUAUUUCGUUUUGAUUGUUAUUAUAGUGACAUCAUGCAAUGUAAUAUAUUUUGUGGCAUUAAGAAUUACAAAAAAUAGUGAUUAUUCGUA